This is a messenger RNA of Cyclopterus lumpus (lumpfish), 4242 nucleotides long. RefSeq names its product CTD (carboxy-terminal domain, RNA polymerase II, polypeptide A) phosphatase, subunit 1 (gene ctdp1). The coding region runs from base 243 to 2876 and encodes 877 amino acids. Gene Ontology annotation, molecular function: RNA polymerase II CTD heptapeptide repeat phosphatase activity. The record is from RefSeq and is a predicted model, not a curated record. Lineage: Eukaryota; Metazoa; Chordata; Actinopteri; Perciformes; Cyclopteridae. The transcript has 12 exons. Gene Ontology annotation, cellular component: nucleus.
AAGCUGCGACGAGCCGUGUCGCUGCAGUGUUGCGCUUUCCUGUUUACGGGCGGGAAGAGCGAACAUAGCUGACUGGAAGCGGCUGUGUUUAAAACCGACUGCACAUUUGUUUUAAUUUUCCUCGGCGCUCACGUUUUUUCUUUUUUUAAAUGAUACACGGGGCGUCGCGAGAUCUACCGGAUACGUUUUAAGUGUGACCGUUUGUGAAAAAACAACCGGGGUAUUUGGAGCGCGCAGAACAGAUGGAGGAUCCCCCUGCAGGUGGUGGUGGUGGUGGUGGUGGCGGCGGUGGAGGAGCAGCAGCGGCGGCGGCGGCGGCGGAGGGCCCCGCGGUGCAGGUGGCAGAUAUCCGCUGCCCGAAGGGGGCUCUCCCUCUCCGGCUCCUCGAGUGGAAAGUCAAACCCGGGUCUCACGUGAACCUGGACUCCGUGCUCGCGAUAUGCGUCCCUAUACCCCAGGAGAAGGGGGCAGAGGCAGCCACCAGGCUGCGGGAGAGGAAGGUGAAAUCGGACCGCGCUGGAGUCGUCAGGGAGCUGUGCUGUCAACUUGGGCAGGUCAUACCUCCCGGAGGGGUCGUCGUCAGAAUAGAAGAAUGCAGCCAUCCAAUAGUAAUGAAGGGGUUAUGUGCCGAAUGUGGCCAGGACCUGACUCAGCUGCAGAGCAAGAAUGGGAACCAGCAAAUUCCCAUCUCCACAGCAACCGUCUCCAUGGUGCACAGUGUCCCUGAGCUGAUGGUCAGCUCAGAGCAAGCGGAGCAGCUGGGCAGAGAAGACCAGCAGAGACUCCACCGGAACAAAAAGCUGGUCCUGAUGGUGGAUCUGGACCAGACGCUGAUCCACACCACUGAACAGCACUGUCAGCGUAUGUCCAAUAAGGGUAUCUUCCACUUCCAGCUCGGGCGAGGCGAGCCGAUGCUCCACACGCGACUGCGCCCGCACUGCAAUGCCUUCCUGGAGAAAAUCGCCAAACUCUUCGAGUUGCACGUCUUCACGUUCGGGAGCCGCCUUUACGCACACACCAUCGCAGGUUUUCUGGAUCCUGAAAAGAAGCUUUUCUCCCAUCGGAUCCUUUCCAGAGACGAAUGCAUCGACCCGUUCUCCAAGACGGGGAAUCUGAGGAAUCUUUUCCCGUGUGGCGACUCCAUGGUCUCCAUAAUCGACGACCGAGAGGACGUGUGGAAGUUUGCGCCGAACCUCAUCACUGUGAAGAAGUACAUCUACUUCCAGGGCACGGGGGACAUCAACGCUCCCCCCGGAUCACGGGAAGCUCCGAUGCCAAAGAAAGCAGGAGGACCGUCGAGUCGACCGGCAAAGAGCGCGGAACCAGUCGGGACGUCGAACGCCGAUGAGCCAAAUAACGUCCCCAAGAAAAGGGCGAAAGACCACGGCCUUUCUGGAAAGGAAGAGUCCACAACCUCGCCGUCUACUCGGGGAGUACCGGUGGAUGAACGGACACACCCCACGGGGGUUGUGGAGGAUGAAUCGGGACAAGGUAAAGGGUCAGAGGCCGAGGCGGGGACUGGGGUGGCGGCGUCGGGGGAAACUCAGGUGGGCGACGGAACGAACGCUAAGGAAGACGAUAGCGACAGGACACUGGUGGCACGAAAGGCGCAGGACGGCGCGAACCGCUCGGCACCGAGCCACGAGUCCAAUAACUUGGACUUUGAUCUUUCCAGUGACAGUGACAAUGACUCCAAUAAAGAAAAACCUCCCUCGCCAGAGAGUGACGGCGAAGCCAAGUUGAGUCAGGCGAAGAAAUCUGGGCAGGAAGGAGAACCGACGUCUGGCGACGGGGACGGUAAAGGCCGGAUCGAAGGAGAAACCAUCUCCGACGCGGCGGAACCUUCGGGGGUUCUCCUCCCGGACCCCGAGCUGGAUAACGGCUGCUCGGACCGGAGGGAGCCAGAAACCGAGUCGCAGAAUAGCGAACAAUCUGGCGUCACCAUGGGAGAGGAGCUGCUGGACCAAAGCAUGGAGGAGGAGGAGGAAGAGGACGACGAAGCUGACGUCGACCAGGACGACCACCUGAUCUACCUGGAGGAAGUGCUAGAAAGGAUCCACGCCGAGUACUACGCGCGGUACGAGACCUACCUGAAGAAGGAGGCCCCCGAAAUGCCGGACAUCCGCAAGAUCGCCCCCGAGUUAAAAAGCAAGACACUGGAGGGCACGACGAUCGUGUUCAGUGGCCUGUACCCGACCAGCUACCCCAUGGAGAGGACCCGCGAGUACUACCACGCCAAAGCACUGGGGGCCAAGAUUGGCAAGAACCUGGUUCUUAACUCCGAAGAUGCCUGUCGGACGACGCAUCUCAUCGCAGCAAGAGCCGGCACCGAGAAGGUUCGUCAGGCACAAGACUGCAAGCACCUCCACGUCGUCAACCCCGACUGGCUGUGGAGCUGCCUGGAGCGCUGGGAGAGGGUGGAGGAGCAGCUGUACCCGCUAAAAGAGGACUGCUCCAAGAUGCCACGGAGCAACAGUCCGGCAGCAUUCCGUGACAUUCAGGGCUGCCUGCAGACGCACGUCUUCCAGCCGGCUCCCAUCCACCACCAACCUCUGCCUCAAGCCCCCGAGGUCCAAACCUACAACCCCGUCACGGGAAAGCUGAUCCGCAAGGGCCCCCAGGCGCCACGGCCGCCGUCCUACCUCCAGGCGCCGGGGUCUUGUCUCAGGGGAACCUCAAAGCAGGAGGACGCGUCGGGGUCCAUCCAGGACGACGAGCAGCCCGGGCCGUCUCGUCGGAAGCGGCAGCAGAGCAUGUCGGAGACGAUGCCGCUGUACACUCUGUGCAAGGAGGAUCUGGAGAGCAUGGACAAAGAGAUGCACUGUGUUUCAAAUGUCACCCUCCUUGGACCGCCUCAGCUAAAGGGCAGUCUGUGAUGUUUCAAACACUCCGGGUCUUCGGGGCAAAGUGAAAGAGCCAUUCCUAAUUGGCUGGAACAAAGUGCACAUCCGAGUCGUGCCGGCGGCCUUACAUCUGAAUGUCACCAGUGGUUACACGCUGGUAUGUGUCAGUUUACCUGGAGCGACAUGCGCACAAGUCGGACCGGACACAGAAUCGCGGCCGUGCACCGACUGGGUGACCUUUCCAUGAAAUUGCGGUUCUCUUGUUGUGCUGAGUGAUGCCCGCGACUGGUCGCACGCACGCACGUCCAUCUUCUACCAUCGGUCAUUCGUUAGAUUUUAUUUGGCAGGAGAGGUUGCUCGGUUUUAAUUUAAGACCAAUCUGAAUAAAUGUAUCAUUUAUUAAAAUACAAUUGAACGCAAUCCAUGUUGCCUCAAACUAAGAAGCUUAAAACUAACAAAAAAAAAAUUGGAUAUAAAUAGAUUAUACCAUUUAUGAAUCCAAAAUGCGCCCCGCAUAUUACUACUUAAUCGGUUGCUAUCGGUAUUUAACUUUUCUCUAUGUGACACCACGACCGGCUACGGUAGCUAGUCUUCUCCAGUAAGCAUUAGAACAAUGGCUUUAUUUUACUGACGGGACCAAAUGGCACACAAUAAGUAAGACGUUGACGGCUUCUUCGUUGACGGCUUCUUCGUUGCACCAAGGGACGUGUAGACAAAAAGAACCCAGGAAAUUUAUAAUAGAUGUUCAUAAAUAUAAUGGAUGUCAUUGCCACGAGACCUUCGCCUGGUCUUGUGACGUUUGCAUAUUGAUUACUUUAAUAAUCUUGCCAUUGUGUGUCUGAGUCAGUGUCAACCAAACCUGUCAAAACCUUUCCCCUUCUCCUUUUUGGCUCUGUCUUGGUCUCCACCAACUCCCCAGGAGGAUAAAACUGAAACGUUAUGGGGCCGUAAAACAAAAGCGUUGCGCUGAAACGCAACUGCGUCCGACGGGGCAGUUGAUUUGUACUAUCUACCGUAAUCAUUUCUAGAAAAUAGCCGUUUCCUUUUCAUAUUUAACGAUGGCGCUGCAUUUUUGCUCAUAGGGGAAAAAAAACAACCUUUCUAGAUAAUGCAACCUAUUCACGGUUGAGAGCGCGGUUGAUACCAAUUUAAGGUUAAUGGUUCAAUUCUGUUCAUUGUUCCAGUGAGACAAGCCGGGGAUAAUAAUUUUCUUUGGCUCUCUCCAAAGGCUUCAGUCGGCAUUCCCUGCCUGUCCAGCAACAAGUCAACAUGUAAAUAAAUACGCAACAUUUCAGUUUUUAAACAUGCAUUUUAGGUGCCUAAUGAGCCUGAUUUGACUGCUCUGUCCCUCCCCAAAAUGAAAGGAAAUCCGGUUGCUACGUUGUGAAUGAUUUUUUUU